GUUUGGAAACUUCUGCAUUUUGAUAUUCAAAUGCUGACAUAAAGGUGGUGCCAUGCUAUUGCAGAGCAUGUAAUCUUUUGUGUCUGCAUCAGCACAUUGAGGAGAGACCAGAGUGAAGCGGAGAGAAGAAUUCAUCAAAUAGCAAAAAUGCAGUGGAGUCUGUUUCUGCUCAUUCUGAUGGGUCAGUGGUCCUUCUUCACUUGUCACCUCUAUGAGUAUCACUUUAUUGGAGAGAAUAAGACCUGGGAUGAAGCUCAGAAGUAUUGCAAACAGAACUACACUGACCUGGCCACAGUGACUAACAUGGCAGACGUGAGGAGACUCCUUAACGCUACAGUGCAGCAAAGAGAAGCCUGGAUUGGGCUGUACAACCAAACAAAUGGCAACAAGAUGUGGCACUGGUCUCUGCCAGGAGUGGAGUUCAAUGAUAGUGAGACAGAUUGGGGUGAUCUUCCUUCUAAACAGCCGAAUGAUUAUGAUGGUGUUGAGAACUGUGUGUGCAUCGAUCCUCAGAAUAGAUGGCAAGAUGUCCUUUGUACUGAAAAUUAUAAAGUUAUCUGCUACGAUGAAAGAAAUCAAUCCAAUAAAUUCAAACUGAUUGACAACAGCAUGACUUGGCCACAGGCUCAGAAGUACUGCAGAGAACAUCACACUGACCUGGUCAGUGGACUCAGUCAGAUAAAAGAAGCAGAAUACAAUAAAAAUAAUGAAAACAAGAGGAUUUGGAUCGGCCUGUUCAGAGACACCUGGAGGUGGUCAGAUGGGAGCAGUUCCACCUUCAGAAGCUCCGAUCUGGAGUUAUUUAAAAAAGAAGGUGGCAACAAGAAAUGUGCCAUGACUGAGUUAAAUGGAUCUGGAAAAUGGGACUCUGAUGAUUGCAAUAAAACAAAACCCUUCUUCUGCUAUGAAGAUAAAGUGAUCCUGAUCAAAGAAAGUAAGACCUGGGAGGAGGCCUCAUAUUACUGCAGAGAGAACUACAGUGACCUGGUCUCCAUCACUAACCUUCACCAGCAGAGAUGGGUCCAAGAGAGAGCCAAGAACGCCUCAACUGAUUUCGUCUGGCUGGGACUGCGCUACACCUGCACUCUGGAUUUCUGGUUCUGGGUCAGCAAUGAUGUUGUCAACUAUACAAACUGGGCCCCGGGAGAGGAACGACUGAUAUCUGUGGCAUGUCUGGAGCCAUGGACAGAGGAGGACAACAUCAGUGGUUCACAAAGCCGGAUAAUAACACGUUUAAUUUCAUCUGUUCUAAGUGUUGAAACCCACUCUGCUCACUGGUGUCAGAUGUUUUAUUCAUUCACUCACGUUGUGUUUGGUGAUGUAAUACUUUUGGAUAAGUUUACACUAUGUAUCGUUUUUGGGUUUAUUGAAUGUGUGUAGUUUGUUUUCCCAUCUAUAUCUUUUCAAGAUAAUUGUUUACAUUUGCCUCCAUAUAUUUAAUAUUAAACAUUUUAUCAUGUUUUGGUAGAGAUUUGGUGGUGGGGUCAUAUUAUAUGAAAUCUUAAAUGUCAUAUUUUAUGUAAACAGAUACUUUCUUUCUCUGAGGUUAAAUAAACUGUUAAACCAUGGA
Molecule: messenger RNA, 1570 nt
Organism: Micropterus salmoides (largemouth bass)
Lineage: Eukaryota; Metazoa; Chordata; Actinopteri; Centrarchiformes; Centrarchidae
Product: C-type mannose receptor 2-like
Exons: 5
Coding region: 148-1380 (410 amino acids)
Source: RefSeq, a predicted model, not a curated record